This is a messenger RNA of Numida meleagris (helmeted guineafowl), 466 nucleotides long. RefSeq names its product chromosome unknown C20orf27 homolog (gene ADISSP). The record is from RefSeq and is a predicted model, not a curated record. Lineage: Eukaryota; Metazoa; Chordata; Aves; Galliformes; Numididae.
GCAGCAAGGCCAAGGCGGGCGCCGUGCGCUUCGCCCCCAGCCAGCCCGCCGAGGGGACCCCCGGCCACGUCCACUUUGACGAGAAGCUGCGCGACUCGGCCGUGAUGGUGACCCAGGAGAAGGACGGCCACGUCCUCGUCAAGGUUGGCUUCCUGAAGAUCCUGCACAAAUACGAGAUCACCUUCCUGCUGCCCCCGUCGCAGCGCCUGGGGAAGGACGUCUGUGCCCUGCCGCUCCCCAACCCCAACCUCAAAGUCCUCGGCGUCACCGCGGUGCCUGAAGGCUACAGCGUGAGGUGCGAGUACACGGCGCACAAGGAAGGCGUGCUGAAGGAGGAGAUGCUCCUGGCCAGCGAGACCGGCGACGGCGCCUGCCUCAAGGUGGUGGUGCAGGCACGUGUCAUGGACCGGCACCACGGCACGCCGAUGCUGCUGGACGGGGUGCGCUGCGUGGGGGCCGAGCUGGA